Molecule: messenger RNA, 662 nt
Organism: Cladocopium goreaui
Lineage: Eukaryota; Dinophyceae; Suessiales; Symbiodiniaceae
Source: the annotation of a GenBank genome assembly
GCUUCCGAUGGCACUACCCUUUCUCGAUGGAGCUUCCUUCGUCUACGACUCCAUUCAGUCCUUUGUUGAGGACUACAACCGCGGGCGUGAUGAAGAACAUUAUGAACAGGGCGUUUGGCUAGCCUACACCACCCCUUUCCGGGGCUUUUGGGGACGGCUUCUGGGUUCGAUCCCAGCAUACCAUCUGGCUGUGCUGAUCAAUGGCUAUGUCUAUGAAAUCAGCGUCCCCGGCAUGCGCAUGGGACUCUCUGGUUCUGACAGCGCUUCUCGCCGGUCUGGUUCUCGCAGUAAGAAGAAGAAGUGGCACUUUGAAGUGCACGCAGAGGAGACGUUGGAUGAUUCGCCCUACACCAGAUGGAUCCGCUUGAGAGGCAACCACCAAUGCUUCAAAAGCAGAGUCGACCUUAAGAGAUGGGCCAACACCUUUGACGUUGAGAGGUACCGUCUCUUCAGCAACAACUGCCAAACCUUUGUACUGCAGCUGGUAGCAUAUGCCAUUGACAAAGAUGUGGUGGAAGCCAAAGUCAUGAUUGAAGAAACCCUCGGAAUGCCUCUCUCCUGAUCAGCUUUAGAUUUGUACCGCCAAAGAUGCGGAGAUAAUUGGGAUGCGUUUGUUUUUCGCAAAGGCUUCAUUGAAACCCUUGAGGCAGCAAGCGAUGAAA